ACAAUGGACUCGGCUUUAACCGAAAUUUACAUCCGUCCAGCUACCUUCUUCUCAUGGUGUUCGCAGCGCCAUUUCGCAAUACGGCUCGCUAUCUGAGAUAUGCAGCUCACGAGGAGCCAGUCAUAUUCUGGUCGCUGAUCCUCGGGUUCACUGGUCCUGUCAUGGUGCUCACUGUGCCUCCAAUGCGUAGACAACUCGGCUAUGUGCCACCAGAAAGGCCGCCUACCUCUUAUCCCCUCCCAAACCGCCUAGACAGCCCGUCACAGGAUAUGACGACGAAUAGACGGUUAUCUGUGUUAGAAUGGGUCGCUGAUGUUUUGAACAAGUUAUCUCGGAACUAAGCCAUACAAAACUUCCACGACCCAGAAACAGGAGCCCAAGUGGCGUUCCUACCUUCUCGCUCUUUGGACACUAAAUGAGGAGAGCCUAACAUCAUCAAGAAACCCUCAUGCGUAAGA
Cantharellus anzutake is the source of this 458-nucleotide messenger RNA. RefSeq lists its product as uncharacterized. Lineage: Eukaryota; Fungi; Basidiomycota; Agaricomycetes; Cantharellales; Hydnaceae. The record is from RefSeq and is a predicted model, not a curated record. Bases 54 to 341 code for a protein of 95 amino acids. The transcript is spliced from 3 exons.